Ochotona princeps (American pika) is the source of this 360-nucleotide messenger RNA. RefSeq names its product short coiled-coil protein-like. Gene Ontology annotation, cellular component: trans-Golgi network. The record is from RefSeq and is a predicted model, not a curated record. NCBI's taxonomy places the organism in Eukaryota, Metazoa, Chordata, Mammalia, Lagomorpha, Ochotonidae. The transcript has a single exon. Bases 85 to 333 code for a protein of 82 amino acids.
GGAUCCCUCCCCUUCCCGGUGCCUCAAGCAGAAGAACAUUCAUCAAGGAUUUGGCAUCCAAGGUCCAAACGUUUGUUAUCCAAGAUGAUGAAUGCUGACAUGGAUGCAGUUGAUGCUGAAAAUCAGGUGGAGCUGGAGGAAAAAACACGACUUAUUAAUCAAGUGUUGGAACUCCAACACACUCUUGAAGAUCUCUCUGUAAGAGUAGAUGCAGUUAAGGAAGAAAAUCUGAAGCUAAAAUCAGAAAACCAAGUUCUUGGACAAUAUAUAGAAAACCUCAUGUCAGCUUCUAGUGUUUUUCAAACAACUGAUACAAAAAGCAAAAGAAAGUAAGGGAUUUAUCCCUUCUGUUUCAUGGAA